Molecule: messenger RNA, 174 nt
Organism: Vairimorpha ceranae
Lineage: Eukaryota; Fungi; Microsporidia; Nosematidae
Exons: 1
Coding region: 1-174 (57 amino acids)
Source: RefSeq, a predicted model, not a curated record
AUGUUUUAUGAACUGCCAGAAAAAGUAAAAAAUGGCUAUUUUUUAAAAGGCCUUCCUUUUAAUAAUACUGCGCAAUGCCUAUAUAAAUUUAAAAUUGAUUUUUUUACUAUACUUAAAAUUUUUAUGCAAGUAUUUGAAAUUCUUGUUAAAAUUUUUUUUCAAAUUAUUCGGUAA